AUGGAACCAGAACUUGAUCUCAAAGUUAAGGAGCAACCGGCAAGUUCCAGCACGGCUCACCAAAUUGUUAGUCUGACCGGCAUUAGUUUCGAAAGGAAAAGUAUAAUUGGUGCUGUGGAGUUAACCAUUGUGCCGACAAAGGAAAAUUUGCGAAUCAUACGUUUAAAUGCUAAGCAGUGUCGGGUAUACCGAGUGCUGCUGAAUGAUGUCUGCGAAGCAGAUUUUGUUUAUUUUGAUCCAUUUCUGGAUAUAUGCCAAGGCGAUUCCAAGACCCGCUCAUUGGAAACUUUUUCCAAGUUUCAUUUAACAGCAGCACAAAAAACGGAUCCCGAUGCAAAUUGUGGAGAAUUGCUCAUCCAGGUACCGCCUGAAGGUUACCAUAUGAUACAAGAGGGUCGGGGAUUGCGAAUUGGUAUUGAAUUCUCCUUGGAAAAUCCUCAAGGUGGUAUACAUUUUGUUAUACCGCCCACAAAUGACGAUGAUCCUCAACCCAACAGUGCUCACAUGUAUACAAAUUCGUAUGAGAACUCGUCACGUUUAUGGUUUCCAUGUGUGGACAGUUUUGCUGAUCCCUGUACAUGGAAAUUGGAAUUCACAGUGGAUAAACACUUAACAGCUGUUUCUUGUGGUGAACUAAUGGAGGUGGUAAUGACACCCGACUUGCGUAGAAAAACAUUUCACUAUGCUCUAAAUGUUCCCGUGUGUGCCCCAAAUAUAGCAUUAGCUGUGGGACCAUUUGAAAUUUAUGUUGAUCCGCAUAUGCACGAAGUAACACACUUUUGUUUGCCCCAGUUGUUACCAUUACUCAAAAAUACAGUGCGUUAUUUGCACGAAGCUUUUGAAUUUUUCGAAGAGACCUUAUCUACCCGCUAUCCAUUUACAUGCUACAAACAGGUAUUUGUAGAUCACGCAGAUGCCGACAUAAGUGCCUAUGCCACAAUGAGCAUAGCUUCGGUACAUCUUUUACACAGCAUAGCUAUAAUAGAUCAAACGUAUAUUUCGCGAACUCUUAUGUCCAGAGCAGUGGCUGAACAGUUUUUUGGUUGUUUCAUAACAUCGCAUCAUUGGUCGGAUACCUGGUUGGCCAAAGGUAUUGCGGAAUAUUUAUGUGGUCUUUAUUCACGCAAAUGUUUUGGUACCAAUGAAUACCGCGAAUGGAUACAAAAAGAACUGGAUCGUGUGGUAAAGUAUGAAGAGCAGUAUGGAGGUAUUAUUUUGGAUUGUAGCCAGCCUCCUGCUCCGUUACCUGUUAGUAGCACCAACCCUGCCGCUUCCACCGCCAAACAUCAGGAAAUUAUACAUUAUUUUCCUAUAAAAAGUUUACACACCGUGUCGCCAAAAUAUGUGGAUGCGAUGAGAAGGAAAGCCCAUUUAGUUAUACGAAUGUUGGAACAUCGUAUAGGCCAAGAAUUACUAAUACAGGUAUUUAAUAAGCAAUUGGCUUUAGCAACAAACGCGGCUGGAACAAAAAUUGGUUCAGGACUUUGGCAUCAUUUGCUUAUAUCUACAAAUAUUUUUAUAAAGGCAAUCUUUACGGUAACCGGUAAAGAUAUGUCGGUCUUUAUGGAUCAAUGGGUACGCACUGGAGGACAUGCCAAAUUCUCGCUAACAUCGGUAUUCAAUCGAAAACGUAACACAAUUGAAUUGGAAAUACGUCAAGAUUUUGUCAAUCAACGGGGUGUACGCAAAUAUAAUGGUCCACUUUUGGUACAACUACAAGAAUUGGAUGGUACUUUUAAACAUAUGCUACAAAUUGAGAAUGUUGUAGUCAAGGCGGAUAUAACAUGCCACUCGAAAAGUCGUCGUAAUAAGAAAAAGAAAAUUCCCUUGUGUACUGGGGAGGAGGUUGACAUGGAUUUAUCACCCAUGGAUGACUCUCCAGUAUUAUGGAUACGAUUAGAUCCUGAAAUGAUAUUGAUAAGAGAUUUAAAUAUUGAACAACCGGAUUUUCAAUGGCAAUUUCAAUUAAGACAUGAACGUGAUGUUACUGCACAAUUUGAGGCUAUUAAAGCCCUGGAGAAAUAUCCCACAAAUGCCACUCGUUCUGCUUUGACGGAUGCCAUUGAAAAUGAACAAUUUUUCUAUAAAGUUCGUUGUGAGGCAGCAAAUUGUUUAACAAAGGUUGCCAAUCAAAUGGUUACCCAAUGGAGUGGCCCACCCGCAAUGUUAAAUAUAUUCCGGAAGUUCUUUGGAUCAUUUAGUGCACCACACAUAAUAAAACAAAAUAAUUUCUCUAAUUUUCAAUUGUAUUUCCUCCAAAAAGUUAUACCCGUAGCCAUGGCUGGUCUUCGUACAUCUCAUGGUAUCUGUCCACCUGAAGUUUUACGUUUUCUCUUCGAUCUAUUCAAAUACAAUGACAAUACACGAAAUCAUUAUAGUGAUGUCUAUUAUAGAUCAGCAUUGGUAAAUGCAUUGGGUAAUUCAAUUACGCCAGUUGUAUCGGUGGUAUUGCGAGGCACUCCCAUUACUUCGGACAGUCUUUCAGCAGAUGCAAAGCUGGUACUGGAAGAGGUGACACGUCUAUUGAAUUUGGAAAAACAUUUACCUUCCUACAAGUACAUGGUAUCUGUUUCAUGUUUAAAAGUAAUACGAAAACUACAAAAAUGUGGCCACUUACCCUCGUUGCCGAAUAUUUAUCGCUGCUAUGCUGCAUAUGGACAAUAUUUGGAUUUGCGUAUUGCAGCCAUGGAAUGUUUAGUCGAUUUCGUAAAGGUCGAUGGUAGAUGGGAAGAUUUGGAUCAUUUAAUAACGCUGCUGGAGACCGAUCCAGAUCCAGCAGCUCGCCAUGCUUUGGCUGGGUUAUUAAUUGAUAAUCCCCCCUUUACAAGAGAAUCAAAAAGCCGUUUAGAUCGUCCAGAAUUGGUGGAGAGACUUUGGAGCAAUAUGAAUAACAAAUUGGCUUUUGAUACAAAACUACGUUGUGACAUGGUAGAUUUGUAUUAUGCCCUUUAUGGUACGAGGCGUCCCCUUUGCUUGCAAUCGGCCGAAAUGACUAGCAUGUAUAAAGAUUUUAUACGUGAAGGUACAUCAAAGAAAACCUCAUCCAGUACAUCGAACAUGUCAACGAUACCCAAAAUUGUACCAGAAAUUAAAUCGGAAAUACGACGUGAUGAUACCGAUGCCUUGGAUAGCAAAUCCAAUGUUAUGACAGCAAUAAAACGUACAGCCAGUGAAGCAUUUGAAGAUACCGAUGUUGGAGGUAUAAAAUUAGAAACGCACGAAGAAAUCACUGUCGCAAAUGAAGUUAUAAAAGAUGAAAUUUAUGAGGGCGAAUCAAAUAAAUUGGAGGUAACACAUGCGGAAAGUGAAACAUACGUUUCGGAGACGAAAAAACUAAAAAGUGAAGUAUUCGAUGAAGAUGAAAAUUCGGUGACAAUCAUCGAUAUAUCGGAGACAACAAUCACUCGAAUGGAUAGUAGCUUUGAUUCGUCAAGGGCAGAUGGAGAUCUUAGGCAGAAAAUGGAUGCUUCUUCGAAGAAGAAAAAGAAGAAAGACAAAAAGAAGCACAAACACAAGCAUAAACAUAAGCACAAUCGUGAAAAGGAUAAAGAUCGUGAACGUCGUGAAAAACGUGAUCCCAAUAUUUCACGCCUACAGACCAAGGAGGCCACACCAGAAACAUUAAGUUCAGCGGAUAGUAGCAACAGCAAUAGUAAUCCACCAUUUAAUUUCCAUACAUAGCAUCGGCUUUUUAAUCACUCCAUAAAGUUUG
Musca vetustissima is the source of this 3712-nucleotide messenger RNA. It is a transcript of the gene Taf2, whose product is annotated as transcription initiation factor TFIID subunit 2. The transcript is spliced from 11 exons. Bases 1 to 3681 code for a protein of 1226 amino acids. Lineage: Eukaryota; Metazoa; Arthropoda; Insecta; Diptera; Muscidae. Gene Ontology annotation, cellular component: transcription factor TFIID complex. Gene Ontology annotation, biological process: transcription initiation at RNA polymerase II promoter. The record is from RefSeq and is a predicted model, not a curated record. Gene Ontology annotation, molecular function: metallopeptidase activity; transcription cis-regulatory region binding; zinc ion binding.